Lineus longissimus is the source of this 5775-nucleotide messenger RNA. Its product is annotated as DNA excision repair protein ERCC-5-like. The coding region runs from base 198 to 4841 and encodes 1547 amino acids. Gene Ontology annotation, molecular function: single-stranded DNA binding; DNA endonuclease activity. Gene Ontology annotation, biological process: nucleotide-excision repair. The transcript is spliced from 11 exons. Lineage: Eukaryota; Metazoa; Nemertea; Pilidiophora; Heteronemertea; Lineidae. The record is from RefSeq and is a predicted model, not a curated record. Gene Ontology annotation, cellular component: nucleus.
CCCGAGUCAUGAAGUCUAUUUUUGCGAAUUUGUGCCAAAAUCACCAGUCAAACUCCGUUAUUUUGACAAUCCUGUUGAUGUUGUCAUCAAAUUGUAAUAUGCAUGAUGUGAACAUUGCAAUCAUGUGCAUUGUUUUUGAUUAGUCAUGACUAUGUAGUGUUGAUUGCGUAGCCAACCAGUCGGUCAUACUUUGAACCAUGGGAGUCCAGGGGUUAUGGCAGUUACUGCAGUCAACUGGGAGACCAGUCACCUUGGAGUCCCUGGAAGGAAAAGUACUUGCUAUUGAUGUGAGUAUUUGGCUACACAAGUCGACAAAAGGUGUCCGGGGGAAAGACGGCGCAGCGGUUCCAAAUGCCCAUCUCCUUAGCUUGUUCCAUCGUCUCUGCAAACUCUACUUCUACAGGAUCAAGCCGAUAUUCGUGUUCGAUGGGGGAGUACCAGUCCUCAAGAGACAAACCAUCACUGCAAGAAAACAGAAGGCAGACCUCGCCGAUAUCAAGUCGAAGAAAUCAACCGAAAAAAUCCUGGCAAACUUUAUUCAGGGCCAGGCACUGAGAAAGGCUGCUGGAAAAGAACCUGCCGAUAUCACAGCGAUUCUGCCACUGGCUUCGACGUCCGAGCAGGAUCUGUUUCAUCUGCCACCGGUUCCGGAACAGUCGGGGUCAUGUGACGACGAGCCAGAUUCGUCCUGGGAGGAAAGGGUCGAGCAGAGAGAGAUCAUCCAUUCUAGUUUUCAAGACCUUCGAGAGAUAGACGUGACCAGUGAUGACUUCAAGGCAUUGCCCCCCGAGAUCAGACACGAGAUACUGACAGAAUUGAAAGAAACUCGGAAACAAAGUCAUCGGAGCGGUGCACAGGACCUCCCGCAGGAUUCCAGUGAUUUCUCAAAUUUCCAAAUGUCGCGCAUUAUCAAAAAGAGCAAACUGACCAAUGAUAUCGAACACGCCAGGAAGGAAAUGAACGCUCGUAGUAUAGAGGGCGUUGCUGAUACGCUCCCUGGGAGUCAGGAAAUUGAAUCUCGGCGAAUUAUGUCGCGGGAUGCGUCGCAUGUCAUAUUUUUGAAGGGUGUGAAAAACAACAUUGCAGCAAGUCCGAAGAAAAGUUGCGCCCCGGUGAAACUGCCGGCAAAAAGGGUUGCAAGGACAUGUACUUCUUCAAAGGUCUUUGAAUUAAUUUCAGUUGAUUCCCAACCGAAUUUUGCAGCUGAUACUUCCACUGUUAAGAGUGUCAAGUCAGCUGAACAAAGGGUGCCACUACCUGAAGGUCAAGGUCACGACACUGAAAAAGCUCAAGGCCAGGCUAGUAAAAAGACAUCUCCAUCAAUAGAAGUUCAGGGCCAGCAUAGUGAAAGAUCAUCUGCUUCCACAAAAGUUCAAGGCCAGGACAGUGACAAACCUUCUGCUUCCACUGAAGUUCAAGGUGAAGACUGUGAAAAAAUGUCUGCUCCAGCAGAAGGUCAAGGCCAAGACAGUCAACCAUCAUCUGCUUCAGCAGAAGGACAAGGCCAGGGCAAUAAAAAGCUGUCUGCUGCAGCAGAAGUGGUGGAAUUAGAUGACAGUGGUUCAGAUGUUGAGUUCAUAGGCCAGGAGGGGAUGACCCUCAAAGAUGUAAGAUAUCGCAAACACGUCCAUAUACGAACCAAGAGUGGAAAAUUAAUAAAUUGCCAGCUUGUUCCCCCUUGUAACAACAGGUCACCACAAGGUGGAAAAAGCAGUGAUGCUCCGAAAAGAAUUGUCACCAGGGUUGGCGGGUCCGUGGAAAGUGAAUCUGGGGAAUCGGACAUUGAAGUAAUGGACGUGACACAAAAGCUUCCAUCUGAAGUAUCACCACCUUCUCAGCGGCGUGUGUCAGUUCCGCUAAAUUCUGAUACGCUGCGUUAUUUGGAUGACAAAUAUGUUCGCACGCCGCUUGAAUCGAAUCAAAGAACGGAUGAAGUUGGUGGCGCGGUUCGGACUGGUCCCUCAAAGAGGACGGUUGACAUGACUGGUUCUUCGUCCGAUAGUGAUAUUGAAGUUGUCAGUCAGGUUUGUACGCCGAUAAAAUCUGUCCAGGGCCCAACGCAGUUACAAGCAGGCUCUGUACACACUUGUAAUCACCCCGGUUGUGUUAAAAAAAGACUUGAAAGAAGCUGUGUGACGUUGGACUCAGAUGAUUCAGAUUUGGAGGAAAUAGCAAAUCCACGAGACCUAUCGGAUCCGAGUACGAAGAGUGUAGCUUGUGGUCAAACUCGAAAUAAAGGUGGCGCUUGGAUUAGGCCUAAUUUGAACACUGGAAGGUCUUAUAAUGUUAGCGGCACGAAUUCAGGGAAGAAUGGUUUGGUGACAAAAAAAGUUACGGAGUCGGCAGUACAAGUCAUCCGCGAUAUCAGUGAUGACGAUGACACUAAUGAGUCUGGUGAUUCGGAUUCUGAUGAAGUUGACAGGGAUGCUGAUUCGAUAAAAGAGAGAAGUCUGUCUGUUGCUGUCAUCUCAGACUCCAGUGAUGAAGCGGAAACUGAUGAGGAUGAUGAUUUCAUUGUGGUUGAGCCAAACAUCAACAGCCUCCCUUCAGACGAACCAAGUACCACAAAAAGGCCAACCGUACUGCCUGAUUCAACAGUUGCUAUGGCAACAGAUGCAGUUACCAUAGCAACCGACGAGGGUUCCACGGCAACUGAGCUUGUCGAUGAUGCAGUUGAAGAGACGGUUAAUCUUGGGAGCCAGAUAGAAAAUUUGACGAAAGACGAUGUUGAUGAUAUCUUGGAAAGUCUUGCUGUGACAAAGCAGAGUCUGCUGAAAGAACGAGCUAAGCAUGAAAUGAUGGCAAGGACGAUUACGGAACAGAUGUACAGCGAGGCGCAGGGAUUGCUGACGUUGUUCGGGGCACCCUAUGUCCUAAGUCCAAUGGAAGCUGAAGCACAGUGUGCCUAUCUGGACUUGACUGACCAAUGUGACGGCAGCAUCACCGAGGACAGCGACACCUGGCUGUUUGGCGGAAAGACGGUCUACAAGAACUUCUUCAAUCAGGACAGGCUGGUGGAGUGCUACAGAUUGGAGGCGAUCAAACAGAAAUUAGGCCUUGACCGGGAGAAGUUGAUCAACAUAGCGCUGAUGUGUGGUUGUGAUUACACGGAAGGGAUUCAGGGAGUCGGCCCGGUCACUGCCGUGGAAAUCAUGGCCGAGUUUCCUGGCGAUGGAUAUGAAGGGCUCAAAAAGUUCAAAGAAUGGUGGGAUGAAGCACAAAAGCAAGUCAUCAUUCCCAGCGAGACGAAAAUCAAGUCAAAAUUACGCCACCUCGAGAUCAAAUCCGGGUUUCCCAGCGCAGCAGUUGUUGACGCCUUCCUUAAUCCGGCCAUUGAUGCAUCCGUUGAGACGUUUACCUGGGGUCGACCUGACCUUGACCUUUUGAGAGAUUUCGCUACGAGGAAGUUUGGAUGGACGAGGACAAAAACAGAUGAGUUGCUGCUGCCUGUGAUUAAAAAGAUGAACGCAGGAACGAUACAACAGACAAUCACAAAGUUCUUCAAGCCGACGUUUCUCGAAACUGGAACGAGAAACGUCAAGAGUAAACGGUUGAAACGGGCGCUGAAUCGUGUUGCUGGACCACCAGCAGGUGGCGCCAGUGAGCCAGAGAAGCAGACGCCUGACCAGGCGAGAUUGAAGAAGGCUGUUGCGAAGGCGACGCAGGUUUUGCAACGGGACGCUGCCCAGGUGAAGAAGGGGCGAAAACGGAAAGGGAAGGUUGCUGCUGUGUCAGAAGGUGACCUGGAGGAGACGGAGCAUGGGAUUGCUGCUGAGGAUGGUGGAGACGGGGCUCCCAGGAGGAAGCGUGGAGUUGGAAAACCGAGGGGAAAAGCUGCUGGACUAAAAAGUGCUGAGCCAGAUUCUGUGGCUGAAAGUACCAUGGCAAGUUUGGACUCUGAAAUAGUCCCGGCUGAAGGUGGUAAUGUUAAAAAUACGAGGGGUGGUGGGAAUAGGAAGAAAUUGGCACCCAAUAAGGAGGGGUCAGUUGUUGAGGGAGAUGGGUUUUUGAUUGCGGGUGCUGAUUUGGAUAAGUCAGAUGAUAAGGAUCUGGAUUUUGCCCUGGGGCACUUGAGUGAAGGGCAUGAUAGUUCUGAGGGUGAGGGGCCAGUUUUGGCACCUAAGAGAGGCAGAGGUGGCAAAAGGGGUGCCAGGGGGAAAGGUAGGGGCAGGGGAGGGCAAAAGGCUGAUGAUGUUGGGGGAAGUACUGUUGCAUUGGAUGGCAGUGAGUCCUUGGCAGGGGAGGUGGGUAAGGGGAAAGUUGCUAGAGGGAGGGGUAGGGGAGGUAGGUUAACUAGAGCGAAAAAGACUGAUGCUGUGGCAGAGCGUGCUGUCUCAUUUGAAAACAGGAAUUCCUUGUUGGGGGAGGUGGGCUGUGGAAAAGGAGCUCGAGGUAGGGGCAGGGGAAGAGGGCGAGGUGUUCAAAGGGGUGGACGUGGGAAGAACGCUGCCUUGUUGAGACCCAAGCCAAAUGUUUCCCUGAUAAGAGAUGAAGUUAACUUGUCCGAUGAAAGUUUGGACGAAUUUGGCUCGGAUAUGGAUGAUGAUAUCCUCAGCCAGGCCCUUGAUGCAGUCGAGCAAGGAGAAUUACAGCCUGGGGCUCCAGAAUCCCAAACCAAGGAUGCUGGAUUUCUCGAGGAUAGAGAACCUAGCACUUAUUUCACUGAAGCUAAGAAGGCAGCUAAGAGGCAGCGGGUACAGGGUAAGGAAGAUGGAGAGGCUGGAGUUGUAUCUGAAGAGGGGGGACCGUCUGCCAAGGGUAAAAAGGGAAAAGGGCCAGGAAAAAAGGGUAUUAGGGGUGGGAAAAUCAAGGCUGGUAGAGGCAGGGGGGCCAAGAAGUAACUGUUUCGUAGUGCAGCCUGUAUUAAUCACUUUUCUUAUCGUGGCAAUGUCAACAUGGUCAAUGAAAUUGUAUGGUGUCGUGGAUCAUAUUUAAUAAUGAUAAUGUCUUGUUAUUUAUGGAGCGUUACUCAGAAAGAUAUAGCUGAUUUCUCACAUUUAAUGGGUGAUAUGAAUAAAGACUAGUAAAUGAUUUUACUUCUGUUUUGUACAGAAAGGCCUAGUGUAAAUGUACAUGGGGUUUUCAGUAAAAGCAAUUGCUAGUCUUUAUUCAUAUCACCCAAUGUCCUUUAAAGCAAUUAAGAGGCUUAUCUGAAUCGUCAAUCAGAGUUCCAAAUGCAUCAAUGCAAAUGUAUGUUUACAUAUUUGUAUAAUAUAUUCCUGUACCAAACAAAACAUCUGCUGUAUUUUGAUGUGUCUUCAACAUGUAUGAUGAAAUCACACAAAAUUGCCAGCUGUUUUUUAUUUUGAAUGAAUUAGUUUGUGGCAGCACUGCAUGGAAUAAUUUUUUUCUCGUGAAGCUGUCAAAUUGUAAAAAUUCUGAAAUGAUUUGCUUAUUACAAUACAUUGGAUUGAAAAAUUUUUGACGGGUGUAGAAAAUUUGUUGUAAAUAACAAUUGUAUAUACGAAACAAAAUGACUUUGUGCAGUUCUUGUGUAGCUGUAUUGAUGGCAUUUCGUAGUAACGGUACCGUUUUAUUUCUGGUAAAUGUAUUUAAUUGUGUUGAGUCUCUAUUAACUGUUUGCUGAUGUGCUCGAGUGAAGGUUUUUGAACUUGAAACAACCAAUUCUAGCUUUGACUGCUUCAAUAUUUUUGUACAAAGCCAAGCAGCAUUUGAAAGUGUUUAGUUUCAAAUUCAAGGUCUUACUCAGUUUGUAUGCAUGGAUUUUCAUUUUGGGUAUAGUUUUGAUAUGACUUUUAGUGGAGUUCAGGUGAA